GGGUCUGAAAAAAAGCCACUUCUUCAGGCUCCACCUUCAGAGACUCACUUCAUUGGAAGCAAGGAAGGUACCAGGCUGCUGCAGGAAAUUUCAUACCUACCCCAGCUGCAUUCAUACUACGGCAGUCAGCUGGAAGGUUUUUGUUGCUGUAAGCAAAAAUGCCAGCAAGACCCACGGUUCAGCUGGCAUGKCUCUGCAUUGUCACCAUGUCUGUGGCAAUCUACCCUGCACURCUGCAGAAACCUCCCAAGAGGAGAAUGAUCAGUGGGAAUGCACAGUUGAAGAUGCUGGGCUGCUGCGAGGAGAUCAAGGAGCUGAAGCUGCAGGUAGCCAACCUGAGCAGGAUGCUGCAGGAGCUGAGCAAGAAGCAGGAAGGGGACUGGGUGAAUGUGGUGAUGCAGGUGAUGGAGCUGGAAGGGAGCACCAAGCAGAUGGAGUCCCGCCUCAUCGAUGCUGAGAGCAAAUACUCCGAAAUGAACAACCAGAUAGACAUCAUGCAACUGCAGGCAGCUCAGACGGUCACACAAACAUCAGCUGUAGAUGCUGUUUAUGACUGCUCAUCACUUUACCAGAGGAACUACMGAAUUUCUGGUGUUUACAAGCUACCUCCUGAUGAAUUUUUGGGAAUUCCAGAUCUAGAGGUGUUCUGUGACAUGGAGACAGAUGGAGGUGGCUGGACUAUCAUCCAAAGACGUAAAGUUGGUCUGACAUCGUUCAAUAGGGACUGGAAACAAUACAGGGAAGGAUUUGGCAAUAUUAGGGGAGAUUUCUGGCUGGGAAAUGAAAAUAUCUACCGACUUUCAAGACGCCCCACUGUUAUGCGAGUGGAGUUAGAGGACUGGGAAGGUAACACACGCUAUGCCAAAUAUGGGCAGUUUGCCCUGAGCAAUGAAAUAAACAGCUACCGUCUGUUUGUGGGGAAUUACACUGGGAACACAGGAAGAGAUUCCUUACGGUACCACAACAACACAGCCUUCAGCACGAAGGACAAGGACAAUGACAAGUGUGUGGAUGAUUGUGCCCAACUCCGUAAAGGUGGMUAUUGGUACAACUGCUGCACAGAUUCCAAUCUGAACGGGGUUUACUACCGCAAAGGAGAACACACCAAGAACAUGGAUGGCAUCACCUGGUACGGCUGGCACGGAUCCACCUAUUCACUCAAGAGAGUAGAGAUGAAGAUUCGGCCAGAAGAUUUCAAACCAUAGAAGGAAUCAAUGUUUGAUUGUACAGCUACAUGAUGUCAACGUGCAAAAGGUGGGCAAUGAACAGCCAAAUAASUUUUCAUUUCAUCCAAUACAUGCCAUAGCUAUGUACUGGUGAUGCUCACAACAAACACUGCAACACYAGCCACAGCCACCAGUGUUAUCAGGGCUCAGGCUCAUUUCCUCCUGUUCAGGCUCUUUCCAAAGGGAAAAAUAUUGUUUUAGGUUAGAACUGAAUGCACUYACAGCACCUUCAGAAAACCUGUGGGUGCAUUUUCACUAGUAGUGUGRCUAGUGAGUUGCCUUAGUAUAAUUAAACAGGCAGGGACUGAAAAGCAAAAGCCUCUUGGCUGCCUUUACUUCAGUGUCAAGCAAGCACUGCUGAGCACCUCCUUUUAAGAGGGACUCAAACCACAAGAAUUAUARACUCAGUUCAAGGCAGAGGAAUUAAUCAGAAGUGUCCCUGACGCACCAUUCUUUAGUGUAUAGUAAGUGGCUUACUUUCCCACAGAGGAAAGAACAAAGCUCAGAACAGUUGCAUUAAUUAGGAUUGCCCAUAUUCUCCUGCUACCUCCUGCUGCUGCCUCAAAUAAUCCCCACUGAAGGCUGCCCUAACAGAUAGUAACACUGGAGGACCUGUCCCAUGUGCCCUCUGAUGUUUAUUUCUAUCCACACAGAUCACCCAAAUGCUGUGAACUAGAAAAGCAACUUUCUGGGCUGUCCCCAAAUUAUGUCCAGGUUAGAAUACAAACAAGCUGUAUGUCAGUAAGGCWGAGAGUGAACAGUAGGUUAGCCAAAAAACGUCCAGACCCAGCCAAAAAACUCAACUCCAACACUUAAAACCACAGUAUUAUAGUGAGCAGAACACUAGUACACACCAGAGAAUCCCUAAGUGCCAAAAGUUAUUUCAACACAAGGGAAUGUUUKCUAGCACAGCACACUGACUGAGGAAUAUUUAAAUCUGUUUUGAAAAAUACCCCAGCUGGAAAUUACCAAGAGAUGGUCUGUUAAAAAUAGUACAUAUGGAAUACCCUUACAUAACAAAGUGUUAAAGACAAUAGUUAAAAAAAAUGAGACUCCUCCCAUAGCUGUACCAUUGUUUGAGUACUUUGGAAAAGAUCAUUAUCAUCAAUACAUCUAUUUUUAUUCACCUUGAAGAGAAUUUGAAUCUGGAUUAGAUUGUUCAAUCUUAUGUGAAAUGGAACAUAAAGAUAUCUUGGGAAUUACCUUACAYAUGUUCAACUAUUCAUACUGCAAAUUUC
Molecule: messenger RNA, 2464 nt
Organism: Malurus melanocephalus (red-backed fairy wren)
Lineage: Eukaryota; Metazoa; Chordata; Aves; Passeriformes; Maluridae
Gene: ANGPTL7
Product: angiopoietin like 7
Exons: 5
Coding region: 159-1205 (348 amino acids)
Source: RefSeq, a predicted model, not a curated record